AUGCCGCACAAAAUGCUGGAAAUGCACCGAAUUUGUAGUCCGGUGACAUUUCAGCGAGGAAGCUGCGAAUGUGUCAGAAUUGUCAGGUCUGAUGCGGUCUUGGGCGAGUGGGCCAUUCAGUCAGCCGGAUCCGAGAACAAUAAGUUUGCGAAGAGAAAAGCGACCCUGCAGAAGGAAGUGCUUUUGGGUGCGGAUCAUUGCAUACAGGGAAGUGCUUCCUAG
This is a messenger RNA of Botrytis porri, 222 nucleotides long. RefSeq lists its product as uncharacterized. The coding region runs from base 1 to 222 and encodes 73 amino acids. The record is from RefSeq and is a predicted model, not a curated record. The transcript is spliced from 2 exons. NCBI's taxonomy places the organism in Eukaryota, Fungi, Ascomycota, Leotiomycetes, Helotiales, Sclerotiniaceae.